Blastocystis hominis is the source of this 1395-nucleotide messenger RNA. RefSeq lists its product as hypothetical. Gene Ontology annotation, molecular function: DNA binding; structural constituent of chromatin; dTDP-glucose 4,6-dehydratase activity. NCBI's taxonomy places the organism in Eukaryota, Bigyra, Opalinata, Blastocystidae. The record is from RefSeq and is a predicted model, not a curated record. The transcript is spliced from 6 exons. Gene Ontology annotation, biological process: nucleotide-sugar metabolic process. Gene Ontology annotation, cellular component: nucleosome. The coding region runs from base 1 to 1395 and encodes 464 amino acids.
AUGGAAACGGAAAGUGGAUACGUCCCGAAGAACAUCCUCAUUACGGGAGGAGCAGGUUUUAUAGCGUCUCAUGUGGUGACCCUGCUGGUGAACAAGUACCCCCAGUACAAGAUCGUGAAUCUAGAUUGUCUGGAUUAUUGCGGUACAUUGAAUAAUCUCAAGGAGGUCGAGAACAAGCCGAAUUACAAGUUUGUAGAGGGAAAUAUCAUGAGUUCCUGCUUUGUCCGUUAUGUUCUGAAAAGUGAAGAAAUUGAUACUGUGAUCCAUUUUGCCGCGCAGAGCCACGUCGAUAACUCCUAUGGAAACAGUCUGACAUUCACGUAUAACAACGUUGUGGGAACGCACGUGAUGCUCGAGGCCUGCCGGCUCCAUGGCAUCAAGCGGUUCAUCCACGUCAGUACAGACGAGGUGUACGGUGAGCAGCAGGAUGGUCAGGAGAACGUGACUGAAACGGCUCUAUUGAACCCUACAAACCCGUACGCUGCCACGAAGGCCGCCGCGGAGUUCAUUGUGAAGGGCUACCAGCACUCCUACAAGAUGCCGAUCAUCAUCACUCGCUCCAACAACGUCUAUGGUCCUCAUCAGUAUCCCGAGAAAGUAAUUCCUAAGUUCAUUAACUUGGUGAAGCGCGGACGUCCCAUGACGAUCCACGGCAAGGGAAACAAUCUCCGAACAUUCCUCUAUGUGCGUGAUAUCGCGAAAGCGUUCGAUCUGAUUCUCCACAAAGGCAGGACGGACGAGUUGUACAACAUCGCGGGUCGAAGUGAGGUGACUGUGCACGAAGUGGCCCGAGUCAUUUGGAGACUGAUGGGAAUGGAAGGAGACGUGGAGGAACACAUCCAGUACGUGAAGGACCGCGAGUUUAAUGAUUAUCGAUAUGCGAUCGAUGGUCGCAAGUUGGAGAAACUAGGCUGGAAAGCGGAGACGGAUUUCGAGGAUGGAAUGAAGGAGACUGGUAGGCGCGCUGGAAAAGGUGGAAAAGGAGGAAAGGGAGGAAAGGCCCCCUCGACAAAGAAGCAGGUGACGACCCGUUCGACAAAGGCAGGACUUCAGUUCCCUGUCGGUCGUAUUCACAGAUUCCUGAAGGGUCGUGUAUCUUCUAGACAGCGUGUGGGAGCCACUGCUGCCGUGUAUAUUGCUGCCAUUUUGGAAUAUCUGAGCGCCGAAGUGCUGGAGUUGGCUGGAAAUGCUUCCAAGGACCUGAAGGUGAAGCGUAUCACUCCCCGCCAUCUGCAGCUCGCUAUUCGCGGAGACGAAGAGUUGGAUACUCUUGUCAAGGCUACGAUUGCUGGAGGAGGUGUCGUUCCGUACAUUCAGCCCACUCUUAUCGGAAAGGACGGAAUUGAGGAGGAUGAGAAGGAGUUGGAGAUGGAAGAGGUGGAUGAUGCUGAGUAA